AUGUCUCCCAAAAAAUAUGUAAAAAUAAAAAAAACUAGAGCUUUAAGAGGAGCUGUGUAUGAUAGUCAUGAUAGCAACAAAAAAGAGAGCAAUUUUCAUAAAGGUAGACUUAAAGACACACACAAAAAUUCUAAUGAUAAAGAUGGUUACGUUGAUUGCUUACAUGAAGAUUCCAAUGAUAAGGAUGGUUACGUUGAUUGCUUACAUGAAGAUUCCAAUGAUAAGGAUGGUUACGUUGAUUGCUUACAUGAAGAUUCCAAUGAUAAGGAUGGUUAUGUUGAUUGCUUACAUGAAGAUUCUAAUGAUAAGGAUGGUUACGUUGAAUGCUUACAUGAAGAUUCCAAUGAUAAGGACAGUUACAUUGAUUGCUUACAUGAAGAUGCUAAUGAUAAAGAUGGUUACAUUGAUUGCCUACAGGAAGAUUCCAAUGAUGGUGACAUUGAUUGCUUUAAUGAAGGUGCUAAUGAUGCAGUAAUAAUGAAGACAUUGGCUACUUCAAUUGUUUGA
Amphimedon queenslandica is the source of this 507-nucleotide messenger RNA. Its product is annotated as aspartate and serine-rich protein-like. Bases 1 to 507 code for a protein of 168 amino acids. NCBI's taxonomy places the organism in Eukaryota, Metazoa, Porifera, Demospongiae, Haplosclerida, Niphatidae. The transcript has a single exon. The record is from RefSeq and is a predicted model, not a curated record.